AGACGAUUGGUAUGGUAAUUGCUAUAUAUGCAAAGGAGAAAAUUAGCAGUGUGUGUCCAAAAACAUGGAUGGAGCCCCUAAAAAAUUGCCAAUCUCAAUGCUUUCUUCAUCAGAAGAAUCUUCUUAUUCGGAGUGGGAAGAUGAGUUGAUGGUUGCGGAUUCGUACGAAAGCGACAGCGAUGGAGACGACGAGGAUGAUGGAAGUAGUAAGAAGAGGAGGAAGAUUGUGAGUCCAGCCAAAACAAAUCAACAUGGCAAGGAUGUUGGAAGUAGUAGUAAGAAGAUUGUAAGUCCAGCAAAGACAAAUCGCGAUGAUAAGGAAAAGGACAAGGAUGUUGGAAGAAGUAGUAAGAAGAUUGUAAGUCCAGCAAAGACAAAUUGCGAUGACAAGGAAAAGGAUGUUGGAAGUGGUAGUAAGAAGAUUGUGAGUCCAGCGAAUCCAGACGACUAUCCUCGGUUGGCGUCGUUUCUAAGACAGAACCAUAUGGAGGAAGAGCUUCAACGGAACUGGACAGUGAUUGGGGAUGAGAAUGCGACAAAGCUACAACAACGAUGGGUUCGAAUCAUCGAAAAGCAGAUGGACAUUGCCGCGUAUAAGUUGGAUCUCAUACAAGAUAUUUUUGAUAUAAUUAACCCCCAAGCUAAUUUGUUUCUUUCUGAUUUUCGUUAACAUCCUUGCUUCCUGAUAUUUUAGUAUUUUGAUUAACAAAUUAUCAAAGGUGGAUAAAGAUUCUGUUGUGCAUUGAACAAAAGGUGUUUUUUGCAUUAGGCUCAAUAAUUUUGAAUGAUAUUGUAGCAUUGAUCAAGACUCAACUCAAAGGUGUGUUUGAUUUUAUGAAAAUU
Molecule: messenger RNA, 843 nt
Organism: Salvia splendens (bonfire salvia)
Lineage: Eukaryota; Viridiplantae; Streptophyta; Magnoliopsida; Lamiales; Lamiaceae
Exons: 2
Coding region: 65-670 (201 amino acids)
Source: RefSeq, a predicted model, not a curated record